UAUUGCUGAGUGCGACUGCAGUGGCCUGAAAAUAAUCACGUCUGAUAAUCCAGUGACUGACCUUGUCAACAACGAUCGGGUACGCUAACAUGCCAUCAAAUAAUUCAACGAGCGUUGUCAUUCGAUCAACUUUGAUGCCUCUUACGGCCAGCAUAGGUUGCUUGGGACCUAUUUUAACCAAGAAUGCCCGGAAUAUCAAAUCCUUGCGGGGUGGACCAUCAUAUAUUUCUGGGGACCUAUUCUAACCCGGAUUCCCCCCUGGAUGGACCAACAUAGUUGCUGGGGACCCAUUUUAACCCGGAAUGCCCAUGGGAUGGACCAGUAUUGGUUCCCGGGGACCAAUUCUAACUCGAUUUCACAUGAGUGGGACCAGCAUAGGUUGCUGGGAACCUAUUCUAACCCGAUUCCCCAUGAGUGGGACCAGCAUAGGUUGCUGGGAACCUAUUCUAACCCGCAAUCCCCAAAGGAUAUAUUGAGGAUAAUUCUGCGCCACAAUUGAAAAUAUCUCCUUUUCCACGUCCCGAGAUGAGCGAUGCAUCAUAUUUCAAUAGACACAUGAAUAUCCUAUUUAUUAUAUAAUGUUAUGUACUUCAAUUACCCAAAACAAUUAAAACGCAAAAUUUCCCUUCUCCCUACUAUACACAUUGACCUUUUCAGACAUAGCUGCACGCAAAUAAUAUCAAUCAUAUUAAACAUAAAAUACGUGAACUUUAUAUUAAAUAUCACUUUUAUAACCUUUAGAAAUCUCAGUCGUUCACCCUUAAGUAUAUAAUAAUAGCCAUUAAUCAAGAGAAGAAAAAUUAAAUAUAAAAAUUUGUUAUAUCAUAGCAGUUAUAUCAAUUACAUCUGUAAUAUUUAAUUACUUCAGAGUGUUGUUUUCGGUAGUUUGUAUCCGUUUGUAUCUGUAAGGGAUUGCUGAAAGUAAGUAUAAACAUUAAAGGAAUGACUCACUAUCAAUAGGGACGCUCACUGUUUUGUGGUCUCGCUGAUGCAGCUGAUAUCCAUGGUGAUAUUGUCAAUGACACUGAUGGAUAACAUCAACGUGAAAUCCACAGAAAAUGCAAACAGUGGUACGGGAGACUCCCAGCUCGCGACGAAUGUAUUUUAAUGAGUAAUCAAUUUUGAGAAAUAGUGAAACAGGGAACCAUUAACACAAUUAUUGACAAAAAGCUUCACAAUCACAUUACUCUUUGUUUUGUUAUGGGUAGAAUGGGUGGGUGCAAACUCACAGGGAGUGUAGAAACACAGUGGUAUUGAGCCCACUGUGGACAUGUAACUUGUUUCUGAUUUUGUGCGUGUUGUCAAUUCAUUUACGCACGACACGUACCGGAUGACCUGUCAGUCAAUGCUGGCCUGAGCAGGACAUCUGAUACAGCUGCAUAGAAGCUCCACCUGCCUUGUCAUCUGCCCCAUGCUGAGAUCAUGAUGGGGAUGAAGAAGCCAAGAUAGCGAAGAUCAUAUAGAGUGUCAGGAUAUUCUUCAUAGAAGAGAUGAAUGUGGACGAAAAUAUGACUGACACUACCACAGCCGAUGCAAAGAAACAUUCACCAACGUAUGGAUUGAAAGAUCUGUGGGAUGAAUUUAGUCACUCCACAGGCAUUCAUGCAGUUGAAAAGAUUAAAGCCCCUUCUAUCAACCCAUUCAGCGUUCGUGGGUUGAUGUGGACGUUAGCUAUAUGUACAACUACAGCGUUCCUCAUCUAUAACCUUAUCGAGGAGUUUGGGAACUACUACAGCUACCCCAUUGUCACCAAGGUCACAUCCAACAUCAAGCAUUUCAUCGAGUUCCCCGCCGUCACCAUCUGCAACCGAUGCACACUAAACAAAACUCGUCUUGACGUUUACCCAGAAAUGGAGAGCUACUUCGCCAAUACUUCUCUUCAACGGAAUAUAAAUUUCACAUUUCCUACACCAACUUCAGAUGUCUUUCAGAAUCCAUUGUCUUUAGAAUGGUGGAGGAAUAUGUCAAUGGAAGGAUCAAAGAUGUUGGUUCAAUGUGCCUUUGGUAGAGACAACUUUGAUUGCAUGACCGAGUUCCGACCUGUUUUCACUACUCAAGGAUUGUGCCAUUCCUACAACUUCAAUGUCACUGAAAUUGUCAAAGUUUGGACGGCAGGAGACGACGCUAACCUGAUCGUCACAUUCAACAUCCACCAGGACGACUACACAUUCAGGGCUAACAUGGCCGCGGGGAUUAAAGUAAAUCGCCCCCUUUCCGAGUGGAUCAGUGAUUGAGUUGGGUUUAACGCCACUUUAUUACAAACUGAUGAAGUAAACAUCAGACCCGUGAAGAUCCGGGCGAGAACAGGUCUUCUGCAACCCAUGCUUGCCGUAAAAAGCGACUCUGCUUGUCGUAAGAGGCGUCUAACGGGAUCGGGUGAUCCACACAAUUGGUAUUCAACAUCUCACCAGAUGUGUUCAUCCUUGAUGUUUACUUUGCUUGUUAGAUUGUUUGUUUGUUGUUUACGCCGCACUCAGCAAUAUUCCAGC
Haliotis rufescens (red abalone) is the source of this 2489-nucleotide messenger RNA. RefSeq names its product acid-sensing ion channel 4-A-like. The transcript is spliced from 3 exons. Bases 1491 to 2234 code for a protein of 247 amino acids. Gene Ontology annotation, biological process: sodium ion transmembrane transport. NCBI's taxonomy places the organism in Eukaryota, Metazoa, Mollusca, Gastropoda, Lepetellida, Haliotidae. Gene Ontology annotation, cellular component: membrane. The record is from RefSeq and is a predicted model, not a curated record. Gene Ontology annotation, molecular function: ligand-gated sodium channel activity.